AUGGCCCUCAACACAGCCUACCUCUCCUCCAACCGCGGCAUCAUCAAGGUGCUGCAGAUCAUUUGCGGUCUCGCCAUCAGUGUGCUCUUCUGCGGAGGAUGGACGAAGAUGGGCUGCUUCGGAUGGGGCCAAAUCGGCUACUCGACCACGAUCAACUCCGUGAUCACGAUCAUCAACGUUGUCUUCUUCUUCCUGAACUUCCUCGACGCCAAGUUCUGGCGAUUGGAACGCGUCUACGGAGCUAUCUGCACGGUGCUCUACCUGAUCGCCGCCGCCCUGAUGGUCUGGUUCCUGAUUGUCGAGACGAACGACUACCGUGCCCCCACCGUUAUUGGAACAGUUCUCCUGUUCGUGCAAUUCAUGCUCUUCCUCUGGGACGUCAAAAUCCUCCAGGGAGAGGCCUGGAAC
Mesorhabditis spiculigera is the source of this 408-nucleotide messenger RNA. Lineage: Eukaryota; Metazoa; Nematoda; Chromadorea; Rhabditida; Rhabditidae. The record is from the annotation of a GenBank genome assembly.